This is a messenger RNA of Coccidioides posadasii C735 delta SOWgp, 468 nucleotides long. Lineage: Eukaryota; Fungi; Ascomycota; Eurotiomycetes; Onygenales; Onygenaceae. The record is from RefSeq and is a predicted model, not a curated record.
AUGGCAUAUUACGACAUUGAUGAAAUUCUAACUGAUGCACAAAUCAAGGCCGGAUCGCGGUUAGAUGUGCCCCUAUGGCUGGGAGUAAUGCUUGCGGUGGGAGCCAAGGCUGGCUCUAAUCCGCUGGUCAAUCUGGAUAUCCCCCAAGCACUGUCGGAGCCGGUGAUGAAUGCGCUUAAGGCUGAUCCGCGGACGGUGGACCUUCGAUCUUUAGCAUCACAUUUUUACAGACUGGGCGUGAAGAUACUACAACUCUUCGAGGAAGAAGAAAUGGUAGAGAUUCUUAGUGAUACUUUCAAAAAGCGCGCGAUGCAAAUUGCGGAUCAUGCCCACAACCCAACCGGGGCGCUGGGAGGUGGAGUUGAAUUUUUGCGUGGCUUGGACGAAACUGAACGGCAAUUGUUUCGCGCUGCCCAUGACAGUGCUAAAGAGGCCCGUGUCUGGGCUGGAGAGGCAAAGAAGAAGUAG